Messenger RNA from Odontomachus brunneus, 6283 nucleotides. RefSeq lists its product as uncharacterized. Gene Ontology annotation, molecular function: DNA-binding transcription factor activity, RNA polymerase II-specific; RNA polymerase II cis-regulatory region sequence-specific DNA binding. NCBI's taxonomy places the organism in Eukaryota, Metazoa, Arthropoda, Insecta, Hymenoptera, Formicidae. The transcript has 4 exons. Gene Ontology annotation, biological process: regulation of transcription by RNA polymerase II. The record is from RefSeq and is a predicted model, not a curated record. The coding region runs from base 451 to 1257 and encodes 268 amino acids. Gene Ontology annotation, cellular component: nucleus.
CUGGUGCACGUCGAGGCGCCUCAGUCGACCGCUACCCUUCGUGACCGACGGUUCGUCCGUGUCGUUCUCCAUCUCGCCAGACACUGAGAGGAGAGAGAGAAAGAUAGAGAGGCAAGAAGAAGGGGAGAAAAAGGAGGAGAGGAAGAGAGGGUCACACACCUGCCGGAGUGUUUAUUCUUCACCGUGCGAGCUCCAGCUAAAAUAGCAAGAGGCAAAGACCGAGAUUUCAGAGCGUUCUCAAGUGCGUCUCGACAUUCGGUGCGCGCGAACCGCGAGCGGAAGGUGAACGGGGGGUGCGUGUCGUGUGUUAAGGGUGCGUUACCCGUACGACCUAUUCAUCCCUCGUAGUGCGAAUUACCAUGCGCCACCGUCGAGUUUGAAGCGGACCGACGAAACACCGAACUCCGAAACCGAAUUCGCAGCAGUCGCGAAGUCAUCCCAAUCGCAACAAUGAACGGGCCGGUUUACGCGUCAUCUUGUCCCGCAUUGCAGUCGAAUCUGUCGCUGCACAGUUCAUCCUAUUACAGCGAAUACAGCGGCACCACACGAAGACGACUAUCCUCGACGGGCGAGGCAGACACUUCCGCUACUUCGAGCUACGAGGGUAGCGACAGCUCCGAAAACAGCGACGAGUCCCGUCUCGAUCCGGUCAGUCAGAUGGAACGAGAGCAACUCGAGACAUUUUUCCGCGGAUUAAAGUCGCAGGUGUUCGUCUGCGAAUCACUGGCGAACCUAUAUCUCGGAAGCGCCUCUCAAACGGAAAGGUGGGAGCUUCGCUUCACCGGAAUACCCGUAGUAGUGCUUGAUCUCGGAGAAACGCGAUCGAGAUCCAAGAGGCGAAUUCAGAUCUUACUGGCCGAACGCGGCACUUGCUUCACCCUUUGGCGCGAGACCAUCGACAAUCUCUCGUCGUACAAGGUGUCGGGACCGGCCUUCCAUACGAUGUGUCUCUCCUCGGAUCACACUCGCCUGGCCGGACUCAGCUUCGACAACUCGAAGGCGGCGAACGACCUGUGGCAGCACAUAGAGCGCCUGGUGUCCUGUCCGGAGAAUAUCAGUCUGUCGGUGCCGGGCAAGAAGAAGAAGAAGCCGGUGCAGAAGAAGGUCGUGCUGCCGGCCAAAAGCAACAUCAGCCAGCCGUGUCAGUUCCAGCACGUGACCAGCGUGGACGCGGCCGAUCGGUCGCGAUACUUCUCGCUGCAGACGCUGGUGCCGGCCCUGAGCGAAUUGGAGAGCUCGUUGGAAGCGAACUUCUGAGACAAGCCUGACGCCUCCAAGCUCUCCUAGGGACGUAGCGCGACGCCCGACCCCCGCCGUCUACCCCGGAAGUAAUGACCGAUCACUGAUAGGGUGCGGCAGGGCACAGGGCGAAGUCUCGAGGAUAUAUCCCCCGGCUUUAUCGCGAAUUAUUAUCGCGCGCGAUUGGCUUGGAAGCAUCAAGAGCACGACGGGAGGCGAAAACAAGUGGAAGACCAUACCGCGGAUUCGAUGAUCGACAUCUUUCAUCUUCUCACUCCUCCUCCUCCUCCUCCUCCUCCUCUUCCUCCUCUGUCACGCAGUAGUUGUAGAGGAAGAUCGUGCAGAUUCAAGGAUAGGGAGAGGAGAUAUAUCGACGAAGCUUUAACGACGAAGAGGAGGCGGAUACUUGUGUCUCAAGAAGCCUCUGGCGAGAAGCUCCUUUGUAGUUUUACUCGAAUUUAUCUUCAUCUUCUCGUGUCUCUUCUGAUAUAAUCAUCUAAUUAGCUGGUAAGAAUUAAAGGUUAAGCAAGAGGGUAAGUCCUCUCGUCCUCGCGUAGUGAUCAGCAUCGUCCCGAGACGAAGAACGGGGAGAGCUCGGCGAAGAGGAGUGCCGAAGAGCCACGGAGAGACGAAGAGAAGCACGAAACGCUCGCGAUAUUCGCAGGCGGAAGCCUCGUCUGCUCUCGGAAGGGUCUAAUCCGUCAGUGUCGCAGUCGCGCGCUACGAGAUUAUCCAUGGGCCAAGACGGAGCAUUCAUCAAUCCUUUCGAUUUGAGCACGCUCUCUCUCUCUCUCUCUCUCUCUCUCUCUCCCCCUCUCUCUCUGUCAAAGGAGAGACUGACUGAUGAUGUCUGCGGCUGCGAAUGUUGACUGCGGGCCCCGGGCGAAACAGAAAGUUACCUCGAGGCGACUCUCUGAGUCACGUAGCGUUCUACUCUCUUCGAGAGUCCUUCGGAUCGUAGCUAUCGGUGUCGUGAGACUUGUUAUAAACGCGAAGAGAGAAGGUUCUAUGAAACGUCGAGCCGGGGCGCGAGUAAUUCGCGAUAAUAACUCUCGUAUGGAAAAACGUUGGAGUUCUAAGAAGUUCCGUUAUGGAAGACGCCAUUGUGAAGACGUUCUUCAAAGAUCACUUCGUCAUCGUCAUUGUGCCGCGUGAACAUUUGGUCGGACGUUUCAUUUCGCACUAAGCGGAGAAAGGAUCCAAACGCGAGGAAGAUACGGAGAGUGACGGAUCGACAAAUGGAAGAGAAGAAGUGACAAACGAGGAUACAGAUGCGUCAUACGCGGUUGCAAAAUGCGUCAACGGUCUGUUUUUCUCGAAAGCGGAAAGCAAUAAUUGCCGUUUGCCUCGAAAGCGGAAAGUAAUAAUUGCUGGUCUUAUCUCGCACACGCGACGGUUUUACGUGUGCACACGUUCAGGUGGAAAUUCAGGUAGAAGAUGGACGACUGUCUUGUCGCGCUUUGUAAUUCGAAUCGCACGAUGUAACGCGGCAGAAAAAGCAAGCGUUGCGUAACGGGAUGUCAAAGGCGCGAAAUCUCCAAAACAAACGGCGGAGCGCGCCGCGCACCGCCAAAAUACCAUGCAAAUACAUGCGGGACGUAUUUCGGCGUUGCAUCGGCUGUAUACACAUUGUUGUUAUUCGCUGUAAAAAAAGAAAGGCUUUCUCCGCGCUGGUGAGGAAAAUACCCGGCUCUGUACGCGGCGUAAUUCAAAAUGCGCGGCAGCCGUGAUGAAAAUGACAUUAAUCCCUUGAGUGCGGAGACCUAAAUUGCACAAGUGAGCCCAAAGUGUGCAGCAUUAAAUAAUAAAUAAAAUGUAACAUACACGUACAAAAGGUUUCCGAAGUGAAUAAUAAUCUGUUGUUAAAAUUGAUAAAUUCAAAAUGGCGGAUCUAAUAUGGUGGACCGCAUAAUGGAAAAAUAUGAAAAAACCAAAAAAUUAUACUUCUUUUAUUAAAUAUUAAUUUAUAUGAGUUUUUUAAAGGCUAUUAAGGCCGUGUAAUUGUUGCCUAAUAUAAUGAUGCAAAUAUACAUAAUUUGUCUCAAUAAAAUAUAUAAAUAAAAUAUAAUUGUAACAAUUUUUUUCUUUCUUUACAACGUAAAUAUGAUAAAUAAUAAAUUAGUCUACUGACAUAUGUAGGCAUUUAUAUUAAAACAAUUAUAUUAAAACAUUUAUAUUAAAACAAUUUUUUAAAUCUCAUGACACCUCUAUACAUGUCACACACUGCGGGUCCAUCUCGCUCAUGACACGUAUACGUGUCAUACGCACUCAAGGGGUUAAAAGAGGCUCCGAAAGUGUACUAUAAAGCGCGAACAAUUGCGACGUGAAACCGACGUCGCGGGCAUGCUAAAUUUAAUACUUCCUCAGCUGAUUCAGCGUACAACAGGCAAUUGGAGUUCAGAGCAAAGUACUUAAAGAUAGAAUGGCAGUAGUCUUUAAUUAAAGGAAAAGUCCAUUCGUGCUUUGCCAUUGUGACUCGAAGGAAGAACACCGAUUUAGUAAAACUGCAUAAAAGGUAACAUUCCAUCGACUUUUUUCUUUUUGAAAUAUGUUAUAGAGAAUGAAAUUCUGAGUAACUUAUUCCUAUACAGCUAUAUGGGGGUCGCGUAUAGUUUCGGAGAUAUUCGCUAAUGGCUAGCGAUGGACAAUAUUUUGAAUAAUCAAUUUGUAAUCAUUUUUUCACAAUAAAGCCGUAUUUUUACUAAAAAAUCCCUUAAAAUUAAUGCACACCUCCAAUAUAUAUACGUAACCCAUCUUUACAUUUUUAUAUAUAAUUUGUCAAUGGAAAAUAAUAUAAGAAUACAAAUGCAGAUACUGUCUGAGAUCUUUCAAUUUAUAUUAUAUGCAAAAAAUAUCGCAAGUAAGUAUUCUGCAUUUGUAUUCUUAUAUUAUAUUCCACUGACAAAUUAUAUAUAAAAAUGUAAAGGUUGGGUUACGUAUGUACGUGUACAGUUUACUAUAUUUCAAUAGAUAGGUUACACUUUUUGAAAACUUUAAAGUCGAAUGUCUCCGAAACUAUACGCGACAUAUAAUUGUAUAGAAAAAAGUUACUCAGAAUUUCAUUCUCUAUAACAUACUUCAAAAAGAAAAAAAUCGGUGAGGUGUCACCUUUUAUGCAAUUUUACUGCCGAUUUUGCCGUUGAUUCAGCUCAUAGCGAAGAAAGAUGAUGCAAUGUGUUUUUAGGUCAGCGAAGAGCCGGAGCGUUUUCAAGUGUCAUCGUGAUUCUCGAAGUGAUGUCAUGAGAUAUCGAAACGAGGGAGGGAGACCCGGUUUUCUUCGUGAAACGGGGCCGUCAACGUGUAGCAAUCGUACGUUUAAUCGACGUCUUCACCGCGGGAUCACGAUUGCAAACGAGCGAGAGUGAUACGCCGACAAGCGUCGACAGAGCCGAUAAAUCAAAGAGCGAUAUACCGCCGAAGGUUUAUGCAAAUUAAAUCAUAAGAUUACGGCGAAGAUUAUGAGCGACAGCGCGCGCGCGCUGGAAACGGACAUUGUGCCAAAGUACGCGAAUCAGCGAGAAGGAAGAGAUGCAGUAAUUCCACAAUCAAUCGAGAUUCGACAGAUCGAGUACCGAGCGCUUCCAUUUGACAUUAAGACUUGAGAGAGAACUGGGAAAGUCUGUCUGUGCCGACAGUUUUUUGACAGACAUGUCGUUAUGCAUGUACAACAUACGAGUUCACCGCGAAUUCACCAACAAACGUUUCCAGCGCGCCCUCGUAAACACGCUCGCGUAAUAACGUAUCACGAUGUUAAAUAGAUUAACUAAAUUAGAUAGAAUUAUAGACGGAUUAUGGCGUGUAUAACGUGUCCAAAUAUAGUGAAUUCUACUUCCUACCGUUUCGGGUCAUUGAUGUGUCUCCGUAGAUACACCGGUAGAAAGAUUCUCGAUCUUGUUGUCAACCAUAUGCUCGGAAGAAUGUUGAAACACGGAGGUCCACCGUCGUUGAUUCUGUCCAAGUGAAAUAACAUCCAACACAGCUGACUUCUGAAAUGAAAAAAGGGAAAGGACAUCUUUCUUUAGAUGCAAAUGGAAUUUUUGCAUAUUCCUGUUGCAAGGUUCCUCUUUCCUUCUUUCUUUUAAAGAAAUGUGUUAAUUAUUAUAUUCCAUACAAAACGCGAUGAUGUGUGAUCAGUAAUACGUGCGUGUUCUUUUUAUACUACAUACAAUAUAGAGUUAUAAAAAAGAAAAGAGGAAAGUAACUUUACGAUCCUACAUUUGUCUGUAAUUUGUCGCCAAAGCAAGUGUGUUGCAUCUUCCUAGUAUUUAUCUAUCGACAGUACGAUCAAUUAUGUUUCUCUCAUUAUACCACUAUGAAAAUAUUCAUUUCACGUGUCAUUUCACUUAGACGCAAUUAGUCUACGACCGAAAACGAAGGCGUCUGUUCUUCUCCUCGAGAAGCGGACUCGCUUCCGGAGGGAGUCGCGCGCGCGAAAAUGUCGUUUCACGACGUUCGCUAGAAGACUGGUUUCACCAUCCCACGUGUAAGCACAGUUAACAAUAGGUACCUAUGUGCAGCGAUAGCGAUCAUUAGAGCGACUUGAAUUUAUCCUUUAGAAAUUAUCCGCGCGGCUCGUCCGACGUCCCUUCAGCAUCGUCAUCGUGUCGCUUCCGUUUCGCUAAGCGGAGAAACAAAGCGCGCGCGUUUCACUUUAUCCACGCGAAUCAAACCUCUAGCUAUUAAGAUUAUAAUUAGCGUGUCAGCGUAUCUCUAAGUUAGAAGUUCGCCCGGGAUAGUUUUUUCUCUCGUAUUAUCCAAGACGGAUGUAAUACUUUCCAGCGGGAUUUUUGUACGCACACUUCGGUCACGUGAGUCGCAGGUUUCUUUGCGGGGACCCCGGGCGAUUAUCCUAGACACUUAAGUAGAUAACACAACUUCGAAUUAAUAUUAAUUUCAUUAUCUACGACUGUGAUAUAAAUAUAUUUGUAUCUCGUUACGUUUCGUAACAUGUAUCCGCAUUGAUUAAUCACUUGAAGACAUAAGUUUUAUGAAUAUUGUAUGUAAUAAUUAUCGUGCUAAUAAAUAGUAACUUCAUGAAACGAAA